Messenger RNA from Gossypium raimondii (Peruvian cotton), 555 nucleotides. RefSeq names its product copper transport protein CCH. The transcript is spliced from 3 exons. The record is from RefSeq and is a predicted model, not a curated record. NCBI's taxonomy places the organism in Eukaryota, Viridiplantae, Streptophyta, Magnoliopsida, Malvales, Malvaceae. The coding region runs from base 248 to 460 and encodes 70 amino acids. Gene Ontology annotation, molecular function: metal ion binding.
UGGCUCCUCUCUUACAAAAGUCAACAAAUUAUUGGAAUAAAUGCAAAUCUUCACAUAUGAAAGCACCUUUUAACAAAAGCAAAAAGUAAAAACAAAAAAAAAAACUAAAGUUCCCCCAUUAAUCACGUAAAGAAUCCAAUACCUUCACUUAACAGUGUAUAUAUUUAUAUGCUCCAAGGCUACCCCUUUACCAAACAAUAAAAAUCUCACAUUUGUUUCUUCAAGUUUCCUUCUUUCAUUUGCAUCAAUGGCCAAUGUAGUGGAAUUGAAAGUGGGCUUGCAUUGUGACGAAUGUAUCAAGAAAAUCCUCAAAGCUAUCAAGAAAAUAGAGGAUAUUGAAACUUACAACGUUGAUACUAAGCUGAACAAGGUUAUAGUGACAGGCAAUGUUACCAACGAUGAAGUCAUUCGUGUUCUUCAAAAAAUCGGCAAACAAGCAACCACUUGGGAAUCUGAUUAAUUUCACAAUUUUGGCUUUUCUUUUGAUUGAUUUUGGGUUCAAAAUCUACUGUAAUAGCUAGAAUAAAACAAAAUCAUUAUUUUUUUUUGGGUGAA